GCCCGGUGAGACAAACGGAGCCGCCGAUUAGAACUACGUUUCCCAUGUGCCCUUUCGCGCAGAGCGGCGUGCGCCUGCGCAGUUGCGGCUCCGCCGACGCGGUGUGGCGGCUCUGUGGAACUGCAGGGCGCUGAGGUUGUUCGCCCGUCCGUUUGCGGUUGGAAGUGGUCGGUCGGCGGCGGUGUAACCGGCAGCCGCGGAGGCGCCAUGUGGAUAUUCGGGUACGGCUCGCUGAUCUGGAAAGUAGACUUCCCGUACCAGGAGAAGUUAGUGGGUUACAUUCGGGGCUACAUCCGCCGCUUCUGGCAGGGCAGCACCGACCAUCGGGGCAUGCCGGGCAAGCCUGGAAGAGUUGUCACACUUGUUGAAGAUCCUGAGGGCCUUGUAUGGGGUGUAGCGUAUAAACUUCCAGAUGGAAAGGAGGAAGAAGUAAAGAAAUAUCUUGACUUCCGAGAAAAAAAUGGUUAUAGGACUACUACUGUUAUAUUUUGUCCUAAAGAUACUUCAAUUAGUCCUUUCCCUGUGAUGCAAUAUAUUGGAACAUGUGAUAAUCCUAAUUAUUUGGGCCCAGCGCCCUUGGAAGACAUGGCUCUACAAAUUUUGAAUGCUGUUGGGCAAAGUGGAAGGAACACAGAGUAUCUUUUUAAACUUGCCGACUCCUUACGAAGUCUUGUUCCAGAAGAUACUGAUGAACAUCUUUUUUCAUUGGAGAAGAUGGUUAAGGAGCUUAUGGCAAGAGAGAAAAGUAACUAUGUAAACAACUGAUGCAACAAAGUAGUGUGGAAAAAGGUUUUUACUUUAUCUCCUUCUUACUCAGUUUUUAUUUCUGCUGCAUAUUUAUUCCUGUCAAUCAUCCAUCAAAACAUGAAGAUGGUAUUUAAUGCAGUAAUACCUAAAAAGUGAACUCCAACUAUCAAAACUGGGUGCUCUCAUUGUUCGACCAUGGUCAUUGGCAAAAGUCCUGCUUACUCUCGAGACACAAUCCAUAUCUGAUUUUAUUGUACAAUUAAACACAAGAAAAGUUUGCACUGGAUACUUUGUGUAUUUGGGUAUUAUGUUUAUUGUCAACAUUUGUUAUAAAAACUGUUGUAUCUAAAUGAAGAAGCUGUAAGUUAAAUUCUACUUGAGAUGGUUAUAUCCAGUGAAAUUACAUUUAUAUGGAUGCUGUCAUCCAUCAUUGUUGCUGUAAACAGCGGACAUUCAGGGAUUGUAAGUGUAUAUUGGAAUGCAAAAUUCCAAAAGUUGAUCUGUUUAUGUACAGUAUUUGAUAGUGAGUUUUCCUAUUGUAAAUCAUUUUUGUAGUUCACUUCAACAGAAUCCACAGAAUGUUUAAAGAAAUAAAAACAGGUCAAGCAGUAUCUGCAGAGAGGAUAGAGUUAAUACUUUGAUUCCGUAAUCUUCCACCUGAACCAGGGAAAAGCCAAAGAUGUCUCUAAGCUGGUGCAAGGGCAGGAAAGUUACGGAAGGCAGGAAAGAACAAAAGAAAAGGUCUGUGAUAGGGUGGAGAUGAGGAGUUGAACGAACAACAAAGGGAUAAAGGUACAAUGCAGGUAAGCCAAGUAAAAAAAAAGCAGUUGGGUCUAGCAGAGUUGUAAAUGAAAAAGAUCCUUGCCAUUGCCAUCACCCUGCUGUCUGAAAAGACGGAGUAGUGAGUAUGAUCUGAAAUUGCUGAACUUCAUUUAAGUAGGGCACCCUCAUAAUCACUGCUGCCAUUUUUAUGGAUCGUAGGUUCUGGCAAUAGUUGCUCUAUUGCACACAAGUGUGUAUAUAUAUGGUUUGUGGACAAAUUCCACCCCUCCACUUAGGGGUAUUAAAACUUAACUAAUUUGACAUUACAAUCUAAGUUGUAUACAGAAUAAGAAGUUCUACAUGGUUCCACAUUAUUAUUAGGUAUUUCAAAGCUAUAAUGGUUGGUCAAAAAUAUUGCUUUUUGACUUGCAUUGAAUAUUUUAAAUUGGGGUUUGCUCCAAGAUUCUAUGGUAAUUCAAAUUUAUCAAGCUGCUGUCUUUUAGCUAAUGUGAUCCUGUGCUUCCUGAAUGUGUUGUACAGUAAUAUCACCAAUCAAACUUUAUAAUUUUGAAUGAAUCUCAAAAACCUUAAGGCACUUCUAAUAAAAUCAACACAGUGGGAAUGUUGGUUUGAAAUGUAUUCUAUCUCCAGUGUUUACACACAGAUGUCGUCAAAUUUAAAAAUCUGAACUUUUUUUUGUUCUGCAUUACUGGCCGCUAUUAUUUAAGGUUCUAACUAACAAUCCAAGUAUAAUAUUACUGUUAUUUUCAUGAUUAAUUUCAAGAAUCUGACCUUUCUAAUUGGAACAAAAAUAUAUUUCAUUGAUUCUCACAAGAUGGAAGGGGAACACUUGCUCUGCCAUGCCUGUGAUGAGACUUUGAGAGAGUUGUCAUGUUUUCGAUCCACAUCCUAGUAUUUUCUCCUUCAUCAUGGUAAUUAGUUUGCUUCAAAUACAUCGCCUCCUAUCGUUUUUUUCCCCACAGUGUUCUAGUGGAAGUAGAUUGCAUGCUUUCUGGUAGUUGUUCCAGAUCGUCAUGCUCUGCUCUGUGCAUCAACUUCCCCUUAUUUGCCCAGACUUCCUCAAGAAUGUAACUACUCUAGUCAUGAUUUACUGUGUUAUUUUUGUUAAUCACCUGCUAACAUUUAACUGUAUUUCAGAGUAUAAUUUUAAUUUAUAUAACUGCUAUCGUUCCUUUAACCAA
Pristis pectinata (smalltooth sawfish) is the source of this 2711-nucleotide messenger RNA. It is a transcript of the gene chac2, whose product is annotated as ChaC, cation transport regulator homolog 2 (E. coli). The coding region runs from base 208 to 765 and encodes 185 amino acids. Gene Ontology annotation, cellular component: cytoplasm. The record is from RefSeq and is a predicted model, not a curated record. Lineage: Eukaryota; Metazoa; Chordata; Chondrichthyes; Rhinopristiformes; Pristidae. Gene Ontology annotation, biological process: glutathione catabolic process. Gene Ontology annotation, molecular function: gamma-glutamylcyclotransferase activity; glutathione specific gamma-glutamylcyclotransferase activity. The transcript has 3 exons.